AGAAUAUAAAAUGAGAAUGGAACAACAGAGAAAAGAAGAGAAAGACAAAGAAGAAUUGGUUAAAAAUCAAGAAACGCAGUUUGCAGAACUGAAAAGGAAACAGGAUGAAGAAAUGGAAAGGAGAGAGAAAGAAGAGGAUGAGAGGAGGAAACAUGAAGAGAAAGAAAGACAAGAAGAAAAAGAGGAAUGGGAGGAACAGUUGAAGAAAGAAAGAGACAGACAACAGGAAGAAGAAAGGCUGAGGAGACAGAAGGAGGUAGAAACUCUUGUAGAACAAGAGAAAAAACAGAGGAGAUUGAGAGAGGAGUUUGAAAGAGAGAGGAAACAAGAGAGAAUAAAGAUGAAGGAAUCAGAAGAGAAGAGGACAGAAAUAGAGUGGAAAGAAAGAGACCGAAUAGAAAAAGACUUUGAAGAAAAGAGGAGAGAGUUGACAGACAAAAUGAAAAUGCAGCAAGAUCAGUGGGAGAAAGAACGUAGUGAGGAACAGGAAAGAAGAUUUAAAGAGGAUGUAAAUCGAAGAGAGGAGGAGAGACUAAGACUAAGAAAACUGGAGGAAAAUUUUCAAGAAGAACGUGAAGAAGAGAACAUGAGGAAAGAGAAGGAAGAAAAAGUCAGGAGAGAACAAGAAGAGAAGAAAAUGAAGGAAAUGAGGUCAGAGUAUGAAAGGAAAACAAAAGAAAUGAUGGAUAAAUAUGAACAAGAGGCCAGAAAACAUGCAGAGGAAAAUAAUAACUUUAAAGAGAAAUAUGAAAAUGACAUCCAAAAAUUAUUGGAUCAACAUGAAGAAGAGACGAAGAAACUAAUACAAAAGCACAAAGAGGAGUAUGAUCUUUUAAAUGCUCUAUAUGGUCACGAUAAAACAACACUGUCUGAUAAAAUCAAGGAAUUGGAAGAGAAGCAUGAGAAAGAGAAAAAAAAUCACCUGUACAGAUGUGUUGUACAGUGA
Molecule: messenger RNA, 946 nt
Organism: Coregonus clupeaformis (lake whitefish)
Lineage: Eukaryota; Metazoa; Chordata; Actinopteri; Salmoniformes; Salmonidae
Product: vicilin-like seed storage protein At2g18540
Exons: 2
Coding region: 17-946 (309 amino acids)
Source: RefSeq, a predicted model, not a curated record